UCCUUGUUUCUUCUCUCCUAACUAGUGUUCCAUAGGUAAAAUUCAAAUAUAAGAAGAAGAAGAAUGUCACGGCUGAAGGUAGAGAAAGAAACAUUAAGCCCCAAGAUAGAAACCAUUGAUUCCUCAAGUGGUUUCGUUGGUUACAGUUUCUUCAGGCUGCUCUUCCCUGAUUCAAAUUUCAUGAAGCAGCUGAGACUUCCUCGGAGCUUCGGCGACCAUGUUCAAAUAGAGAAACCGAACAAACAAAUAGCAGAGCUCAUAAACCGGAAAGCCAAGUCAUGGAAAGUAAAUCUCAACAAAGAUCCUGAAGGCUUCUUCUGCUUCACUGGCGAAGGUUGGAAAAAACUAGCAAGAGCUCACCAUCUAAAGCUCGGAUACUUCCUCACCUUCGAUUACAAUGGCGGCAUGCUCUUCAACUUCCGUAUCUUUGGCUUAAACACAACAGAGAUUCAGAACUACCCAUCACAGGAGGAGAAGAAGUGCAACGAGGAAGAUGAAGAGAAAGCUAAUAUUUUUGAGGCUGUCAUACACUCCAGUAACCUAUCGAAGCCAUAUAUGAACAUUCCUAAAAAAUGUAAGAAGCUUACGGAGCUUUCAAAGGACGGGGGGAAGGGGAAAGUUGUUCUUAUAGAUGAAAAAGGGAGGAAAUGGCCGGUGAGGCUGAGUCAUAAGGCGGAGAGAGGCAGUACGGAGAGGUUUUUCAUUUAUUCUGGUUGGUUGGAAUUCGUUCAUGGGAAUGGGUUGAGAAGAGGAGAUAGAUGUGUUUUUGAGCUGGUUUGUCUGAGGUUUGAGAGCUUCAUUAAAGUUCGGAUAAUCAGAUGUGGUGUAUAG
Molecule: messenger RNA, 831 nt
Organism: Dendrobium catenatum
Lineage: Eukaryota; Viridiplantae; Streptophyta; Magnoliopsida; Asparagales; Orchidaceae
Product: B3 domain-containing protein REM9-like
Exons: 2
Coding region: 64-831 (255 amino acids)
Molecular function (GO): DNA binding
Source: RefSeq, a predicted model, not a curated record